Poecilia latipinna (sailfin molly) is the source of this 1350-nucleotide messenger RNA. RefSeq names its product ribosomal protein S6 kinase beta-1-like. Lineage: Eukaryota; Metazoa; Chordata; Actinopteri; Cyprinodontiformes; Poeciliidae. Gene Ontology annotation, molecular function: ATP binding; protein kinase activity. The coding region runs from base 127 to 639 and encodes 170 amino acids. The record is from RefSeq and is a predicted model, not a curated record. Gene Ontology annotation, biological process: protein phosphorylation. The transcript has 7 exons.
GGAGCGUCGCAAUGCGCCUGCUCGGUGUAGUAGCCGGUUAUGGCGGCCGUGCGUGUUUGUCCAUGAGGUGGGGGACGCCUGCUGUACCUGCGGUCUGUGACACAGCAACCCGAGCGACUCGCCGCCAUGGCCGGAGUGUUUGACAUCGAUCUGGACCAGCCGGAGGAAAAUGUCUCCGACGACGAGAACGAUGAGACUCAAAACAUUGACAUCAUGGAUCAGUGCAGUGGGUUUGAGUUCAAUAUGGACGACUGUGAGAAGAUCGAGAUCUCCGAGGACAACGUCAAUCAGGGGACGGAGAACAUCAGACCAGAGUGCUUCGAGCUGCUGCGGGUGCUCGGAAAAGGCGGCUAUGGAAAGGUUUUCCAAGUUCGGAAGGUUGUCGGAGCUGCAGCCGGCAAAAUAUUUGCCAUGAAAGUUUUAAAAAAGGCUAUGAUUGUACGUAACGCUAAGGACACGGCUCAUACCAAGGCAGAGAGGAACAUCCUGGAGGAAGUGAAGCAUCCCUUCAUCGUUGAUCUCAUCUACGCCUUCCAGACGGGAGGGAAGCUCUAUCUCAUCCUGGAGUACCUCAGUGGAGGAGAGCUCUUCAUGCAGCUGGAGAGAGAGGGCAUCUUCAUGGAAGACACAGCCUGGUGAGGAUUGUUUGGCAUCAGAUUUCAGUCAUUUACUGCUGACAUUAUUAUUGAUUUUAUUUUAUUUGUUCCCCGUUCUUCUGUUUUGCAUCAUGUGACAGGAAGUCGCCUUUGAAGGUUCUGACUUGUCCAAGCAAGUUGUCAUGUAGAAGUGUUAAUCCAGCUUGCAGUGAUAGCGUCUUAUGGGAACAUUUAAGUCAAAUAAAUUUGAGUACAUCUAUUCAAUGUUCUGUAAUAAUUGAGUGGUUGUUUAUGAUGUGUCAGGAAGAAGCAUCUUUGGUGCUGCUGAUCAGAACUGGUCAGAAUAAGAUUCAGCUCCUCGGCAACAAAAACUCCAGCUGGAUUUCAUGUGAAACAAAACAUAAAUAUGUUAAGAACCCUCAUAUGUCUGCUGUUGGGGAUAUAGCAGAGGAUUUGUGAUGAAGUUGGCCAACGCUGGGUUAACUUGUUAAACAUCUUGGCAUCACAAACUCCAAGACAUUGUAGUCUUUCAAACUGAUUACGAUGGCCAAGUAGGAAAUGAUUCAGCAGGAACAAAGUUAACUUUCCUCUAAGACGAUAUAAUUUUUCAGACCGGAAGCUGAUAGAGAACGUGAGGUGAGCUGGAGCAUAAGGGGGGGGGACACUGGACUCUGGAUGAGCUGCAGAGAUUGUGCAAAGACAACUGGUCAAAGAUUGUUCUCUCUGUACGCUCCAAUCUGGAGAAAAGAGGAGG